AUGGCUUCCACAACCAUCCCAAGCCCUCUCCUCAGCCUCCCAGCCGAACUUCGUCUCCAAAUCUAUUCUUACAUCCUCGACUCCUCAUCUCAGACCUCACAUCUCCUCUCCCAACACUGUGGAUAUAACUCCUGGAUCUCUCCUCCUAUGUCCCACACUUGUUCUCUUAUCCGCAAUGAAACACUGCCACUCUACUAUACCACGCAAACAUUCAUCUACGAUCUAAGAUCUCCUUUGGAUGAAGGUGUGCAAUGCCUGACUAAAGCACUAGAUUGGAUGCGAGAGAACGGUGUAACAAUGAAGGAGUUACAAUUCAAGCAUGUCAACAAAGGCAUCCUCUCAAUGCAGGAACUCAGAAAAUGGACAGAGACGUUCAUCGAAUACGCAGACGUCUUACCCUCCCCAAAAGACAUCAACUUUUGUCCUCAAGGCUUACAAUACCGUCGAUUCGCUGCAAAAGCUGCUGUUGUGUUGAAGUCACUGGUCGGGUUUUCUGUUGGCAUCAACAAGAGUAUUAUAGGCAGUGGAGAAGAAAAAGAGUUGGAGCAGUGGAUAGCGGCGUUUUUGGAAAAGACGGAAGAGGGAAGGGAUGUACUCAGGGGUGUGAAGGUGGCAGAGGAAUUUGUGAGAGGGUUCGGAGCUGCUGCUGGGGGUGAGGUGCAGGGGAUUAAUGUGCUGAGGUGGGCGUUAAUGAGUGGAGGUAUGAUUGAGGGAUUGAAGCAUGGUGGGUAUGCUUGA
Messenger RNA from Aureobasidium vineae, 738 nucleotides. The record is from the annotation of a GenBank genome assembly. NCBI's taxonomy places the organism in Eukaryota, Fungi, Ascomycota, Dothideomycetes, Dothideales, Saccotheciaceae.